AUGCCGAGUAAGCUGAAGAAGGCGAUCGGGGCUGUGAAGGAUCAUACGAGCAUAAGCCUCGCGAAGGUCGGCAACACCAAUGCGUCGAUCCUCGAGGUCACGGUCCUCAAGGCCACCUCGCACGAUGAGGUGCCCACGGAGGAGCGCUAUGUGGACGAGAUCCUCCAGCUGAUUGCCUUGAACAAGGCUUACGCGGCGACCUGCGCUCAUCUGCUCGCCAAGCGCAUCGGCAAGACCCGCAACUGGAUCGUCGCGCUCAAGUCCCUGAUGCUGGUCCUCCGGAUCUUCCAGGACGGCGACCCCUUCUUCCCCAGGGAGGUGGUCCACACGAUGAAGCGCGGUGGCAAGAUCCUCAACCUGUCGAGCUUCCGAGACAAAUCAAAUUCGAGCCCGUGGGAUUACACCGCCUAUGUCCGGACAUUCGCGCUCUACCUUGACGAGCGAUUAGAUUGCUUCCUCAUGGGGAAGCUGCAGCGGAAGGUGGCGUACCGGACGAGGGAAAACGAGCCGCUCAUGAACAGGAGGGCAACCGAGCCGAUCAUUAGGGAUAUGAAGCCCGGAAUGCUACUCGAGAGGAUUUCCCAUUGGCAGAGAUUGCUUGAGAGGGCCAUUGCCACAAGGCCAACAGGCUCCGCCAAGGGCCACAAUUUGGUUCGGAUCUCACUCCAUGCCAUUGUUCAGGAGAGCUUUGAUCUGUACAGAGACAUAUCCGAUGGCCUUGCACUGCUCUUGGACAGCUUCUUCCAAUUGCAAUACCAGACUUGUGUCAAUGCCUUCCAAACAAGCAUCAAGGCCUCGAAGCAAUUUGAAGAGCUAUCAUCUUACUACAGUAUGUGCAAGACCAUGGGGGUCGGUCGAACAUCCGAAUACCCAAGCGUGCAGAAGAUAUCUGAUGAGCUCAUCGAGACGUUGCGGGAGUUCUUGAAAGACCAGGACUCGUUCCCAGCUAGUGGGAGGAUGUUGUCUCCGCAGAUGCUCCUUCCCAUGAUGCCGAGCAGCGAGAAGGAUUCCAGCGUGAUAUCUGAGCAGUCUGGUUCCUACCCAUGCUCCGAGACCUCAGAGCGCACGGAUGGAGUUUCCGAGAAGGGUUCUGGGUUCAGUUCGCGAGGCAUGUCGCUGGAGGACGUGGUGAGUGUGACAGAUGCAGGAACUAGCCCGUCGAUCACAUUGGAGCAAGAAACUCAUAUUGAACAAUUCAAGAAGCAACUGGAUCAAGAGGACGGCAUGAACGCCGACAUGGCUACCCGUUCGGUGCAUUCAUCAUCAACAGAUUCUAAAGAAACAAGUUCCGCAGCAAUUUUUGUAGCUUUUGAUGACUGGCCACCACAAGAAAUACCACAUCAAGAGCAAGGACAACAUAUUUCAGGACCAAAUCGGGAAAAUGGUACGAAAGAUUGUUGGGAGCUAGAAUUGGCCAUGACAGCAGGACAAGUGCAACCAAAUGUGAAUGAUGCUAUUCCCAGUGAUUCCGGAUCAGCCUCCACCACUGCGAUUGAUCUUUUCCGCGACGCCCCAAUUCCCAGUUCUCAAAAUAAUCCAUUUCUGCAGGACACAACUGCAUUAAGCACCAUGGUGCCGGCAUCCACCGCAGCCUCUGGCAAGCCUUUCCAUUACAGCACUGAUCUCUUCUCGGUUGCUCCCACCUUCCAGGCUACGGCAAAACCAACUUUUGGCGCGCAAAAUCCAAAUGCGGAUGCAGUUACGGCCCAAACCGAGAACGAUCCAUUUGCAUCAAGCUUCGAAGCAGCGGCCAGCGGACAGAAGUCUGAUGGAUCCACUAACCAAGAAAACUUGCGGUAUGAGCAACAGCUAUGGUUGCAGCACCAGAACAAGAUCAUAGCAAAACACACGAAGUAACCGUGUACGAUGCCGACAAGUUUGUGUAAAUAAU
Messenger RNA from Eucalyptus grandis, 1891 nucleotides. Its product is annotated as clathrin coat assembly protein AP180. Gene Ontology annotation, cellular component: clathrin-coated pit; clathrin-coated vesicle. The record is from RefSeq and is a predicted model, not a curated record. The transcript has a single exon. Gene Ontology annotation, biological process: clathrin-dependent endocytosis; vesicle budding from membrane; clathrin coat assembly. Gene Ontology annotation, molecular function: clathrin heavy chain binding; 1-phosphatidylinositol binding; phosphatidylinositol-4,5-bisphosphate binding. Lineage: Eukaryota; Viridiplantae; Streptophyta; Magnoliopsida; Myrtales; Myrtaceae. The coding region runs from base 1 to 1857 and encodes 618 amino acids.